Molecule: messenger RNA, 1034 nt
Organism: Contarinia nasturtii (swede midge)
Lineage: Eukaryota; Metazoa; Arthropoda; Insecta; Diptera; Cecidomyiidae
Product: TBP-related factor
Exons: 5
Coding region: 139-906 (255 amino acids)
Biological process (GO): DNA-templated transcription initiation
Molecular function (GO): DNA binding; RNA polymerase II general transcription initiation factor activity
Source: RefSeq, a predicted model, not a curated record
GGUCUCUUUCUGUCAUUUACAUGCCCACACUCUGCAAGCAAUGUGCUUUAAAUAUUUAGCUUCUUGAACAAAAAAAAAAUAAACAAAGAAGAAAUAAUUUUGGCACCAAUAAUAAAAGACAAGAAAAUUAAAUAUCAUAUGGAAUUUACAAUGGAUAACAAACUUUCACAAAGUAAAUCAUUUGGCGUUGGUUCGCCAUUCUAUGGUACAGUAGGUGGUACAACUAAGACAUAUCAACUAUCACCACAACAAUCCAUGUCACAUACGAAUUCAAUUUCACAAAAUAUUUCGAUUUCACAAUCAUUACUACCACAAUGUAAUAUUGUUGCUCAGAGUCCAAUGCCUUCAGCUGAACCACAAGAUGCAAUUAAUGCCAUUAAAAUUCAGAAUUGUGUGGCAACGGUUAACCUAGGAUGCGAUCUAAAUUUACGAAAAAUAAACUUUCGAACAAGAAAUUCUGAAUACAAUCCAUCCCGCUUUCAUGGUGUCAUCAUGCGAAUUCGGGAGCCACGAUGUACUGCACUUAUAUUCCGUUCCGGAAAAGUGGUAUGUACUGGUGCUCGCAAUGAAGUUGACGCUAAUUUGGGGACACGCAAAUUUGCUAGAAUUCUACAAAAGCUUGGUUAUCCAAUAAAAUUCACGGAAUUUAAAAUACAAAAUUUAGUUGCCACAGUCGAUCUGCGUUUUCCGAUACGUUUGGAAUAUUUGAAUCAGAUGCAUGGUCAGUUUAGCUCGUAUGAACCGGAAUUAUUUCCCGGAUUAAUUUAUCGCAUGGUGAAACCUCGUGUUGUGCUAUUAAUUUUCGUUAAUGGAAAAAUUGUUUUCACCGGAGCCAAAACUAAAAUUGAAAUUAGAGAAAGUCUUGAAAAUAUUUUUCCAAUUCUGCAAAGUUUUCGCAAAAAUUAGUUGUAUGUAUUAUUACUAUGUUUUUAGUUCAUUUUUAAUAAUGAAAUGUGAUAAUCAAAUUAUUACUGUUGAAAAAAAAAUAUAAACAAUAAAAUUGUCUCAAAAAGUUUGUAUAUUUCAUUCCGAAA